This is a messenger RNA of Cladocopium goreaui, 707 nucleotides long. Lineage: Eukaryota; Dinophyceae; Suessiales; Symbiodiniaceae. The record is from the annotation of a GenBank genome assembly.
GGGCAGAGACUGUGAAGAACUGCCCCCGCGAGUGGAGUGAAAGCUUGAAAAUCUACUUGUACAAGGUUCCGACCAAAAAGGUUGUUUGGAAAGAAGUGCGCCAGAGUGUCAGCGAAAGGAUCCUUCGCCAAGAGCGCCAAAUGGAGAAAGCCCGCAAGGGAAAGAAAGCAAAGAAUGCUGGAUCCGAGGAUGACAUGGAUCUCCCCGAAGCGCAGGCAACGGGGCAGGAGAAAGAAAAGAAUGAGCAAAAGGAAGCCAAGGCAGCUGAGGCAGCGGUGCGCAAGACGCAGCAAACCAAUAGCAAGACCAACAUGAUGGCUGCUAAGAGCAUCGGACAGCUGAGCAAUGACUUGCAGUCCCUGACAAAGGCCUACAACAAGGCUUCCAACGUAACGGACAAUAUCAAGUCGACCUGCGAAGAAACGCAGGAAAAGCUCGCAAAAUGGUUAGGUGCCGCAAAGGCGACGCUUCAGCAGGCUGAGGAUGACCGUGCUAAGACCGGAGAAAUCGCAAUUCCGUCACUGCCCUUUGAGCUGAGUGAGGUGCGCACCUUGCACCAAACGUGCCUUGAGGUGGUCAAGAACCUGAAGCCAUACAUGCCUGUCCCCAAAGCGAAAGCCAAAGCUGACGCGAAGCGUCCGGCGGAUGCCGGCGCCGGAGAGGGUGCGCCCGCCAAGCGCAGGCGUGGGAAGACUCCGGUAUCCUGA